Molecule: messenger RNA, 2168 nt
Organism: Blepharisma stoltei
Lineage: Eukaryota; Ciliophora; Heterotrichea; Heterotrichida; Blepharismidae
Source: the annotation of a GenBank genome assembly
AUGGACGGCGAGCUUGAAAUCGAGCUAUUAAAAUGCGUCAUGAACCGCCGAAGAGAAAUGCAGAGAUACCCAAAGCUAAGAGGCCACUAUCGGCAUUACCGUCAAAGUAUGGAUCUCGAUAAUACAAUAGAUAUCUGCACAAGAAACUUGAAAAUUGACCAAAAUAACCAAAGAGCGCUGUAUCUCCGAGCUUCUUCUUAUCUUAAAAAAGGAAUGCUGGAAGAAGCUUUGACAGAUUGUAAUAAGCUUAUAGAAGAUGACAAAAACUUUGUAGGUGGAUAUUACAUCAGAGGAUGCACAAACGAAAGACUUGGAAACUUUGAAAAAAGCAUUGAAGACUUCACCACAGUUUUGCAGCUAGAUCCUAACCACAUUAACGCAGCUUAUGCUAGAGGUGCCUGUCAAAACAGGAUAGGAAAUUUUGUGAAGGCGUUAGAAGACUAUUCAAUGGCCUUAGAAAUUGAUAGAGAAAGAGUACCAUCGCCUUACAAAAAUAGAAUUUCUGGAUCAACCUCAACAGGACUUAGCAACCCAGGACUAGAUGAUUUUCAUGUAACGCUAAAUGACGAGCCUUUGUCUGCAAGGCUUGAAGACGAAAGCAAUGAAACAGCGGAAUCUUUGUACGCCAAAGGGGUCGGAGCUCAGAAAAAUGAAGAUUAUAUGGAGGCUAUUAAAUAUUACACGAAAGCACUGAGCAUUGAUCCCUCACAUUUCAAAUCUCUUUUCAAUCGCGCCUUUUCUUAUGACAAGAUGGGAAGGCUAGAAGAGGCUGUUAUUGAUUAUACGUCAGCACUAAGUAUCGACUCAAACCAUGCAAGUGUCUAUUUCAACCGUGGGAUAUCAUAUGAUAAAAAGAAAGAAUACUUAUCAGCAAUAAAUGACUUCACAACUGCAAUAAGGCUCAAUCCUUAUAAAGCUGAUUUCUAUCAUAAUCGUGGACUUACUUAUAAAAAAAUAGAAGAGUGUGAUAAGGCUAUCCAAGACUAUUCCCAUGCAAUUAGAAUUGACCCUCGCCAUGUAAGAGCUUUUUUCUCUUGUGCAGUGUGCUUACUCUUCCCUUCCCUCCGUGCAUGAACAAAAAUCAUUAGAAAAGCUCCUAUUUUUUGGCGAAUAAAUUUGCUUAUGAAAAAUAUUUCUAUAUAUAUAUAAGUGAUAAUUCUUAUAAUAAAAUCUCUCGCUAAUUCUGUUUAAAUUUUAAACAGCUAUCAUUUAAGAUAUAAAUUGUGAUUUUUACUUUUCAAUUUUUGGGAUCGCGAUUUCCAUUUUUAUAUUCGAAAAUAAAUUUAUUUAUUACAAAAUUUAUAUAUAAAAAAAUAUUAAUCUCCCUCCGUAAGUGAACAAAUUUUUUAUUCGCCCACAGAAAGAAGGGGGAGCUAGAAACCCUUAAUAGGCUAGAGGAAGCAGAGGAGUAUUAUUUUUGCGCCCUAGAAAUCGAUUCUAAAAAUCUCAAAAUAAUAGAAAGACUUGCGAACGUCCAAGAAAAUAGGGGAAAAUAUGAAGAAGCUAUAGAAACUUACAACAAAGCACUUAAAAUUGAUAGCAAUUAUGCACCUGCUUACAAUGGCAGAGCCAUUAUUUGGGACAAGCAAAAAAAAUACGAGCAAGCACUCGGAGACUUCACCAGAAGUAUUCGACUUGACAAUCGAAACGCGACGUAUUUCCACAACCGUGCAUGCUGCAAGAGGAACAUGAAUUUAUUAGAAGACUCCUUAGAAGACUUCACAAAAGCUAUUGAAAUCGACCCAAUAAACUCCAAAAUUUACAACAGCCGCGCAUGGGUUUGGAGGAAGCUGAAACAAUUUGAUAAAGCGAUUGAUGAUUAUUCUAAAGAAAUCACAUUAGAUCCUACUGUAAAAGCGUAUACUAGUAGAGCUUAUUGUUAUGCAAAGAUCAAUAAGUUCAACGAAGCAGUCAAUGAUUAUUCUUUUGCUAUUUCUCAUGAGCCAAACGAAGCGGAAAAUUAUUAUAAUAGAGGGAUUGCAUAUGAAAGAUCAGGAAAAUUUGAGCAGGCUAUAGAAGAUUUUGGAAAGACAAUUGAGCUCGAUCCAAGCUAUGGGGACGCGUAUUUUAAUCGAGCAUGCUGCUAUGAUAAUAUUGGAGAAAUAGAGUUAGCAAAAAAAGAUUAUGAGAUGGCUUCACAAUUUGAGGGAGGUAAUAAACCAAAAUAA